AUGCAAUUUUGGCUUUGUUUUCUGACUUAUCGGGCUCACCAUCAACAGUCGCUUCUAUCGUCGGAUCGCAAUUCCUUAGCUUCUGACACUCACCCACUCCCUCAGACGAUCGUCCAUGACAUUGCCUCCUCGCAAGGACAACCACCGUCUCUGCCAUCCUUCCAGCCGGAGGUCCCCCCAGGGAAUGAUACCAACCUUCAAAAACACGAACCAGCGCAUGAACAAUAUCAGGAACCCCUGACACCCCACAGGACGCCGUCCUCCCCCACUGCAGAGCAGUCUGUCAGCUCACAUCAGGCCUUCUUUGUACCUUCGCUGAACCCAUCUAGUGUCAACACCGUCUCUGCUGCCUCAGAAAUCUCCGGUUACGAUUACUUUGCCGGGAUUGCAACCUCUCAGAUCUCUCGGUCGCGAACUGUGUCGAUGGCUAGUUCUCACGACAGCUCCACAGUUGCCAGCAGUCCAUCCCCCUCGAGUAGAACUGUGUCCCCCUCAUCCUCAACGCUUCAACCUCAAACGGCACGCCGAAUCAGUAACAGUGGAUCUCUUUUGCGCGAUCAACGGUCUCGCAAUGCUGCAAGCCGUGCUAGCCCAGUGACGACUAGCAGCGGUGGUGCUGUCAGUGAGUCGAAACGCGGUCAGCCUGCAUUCACUACUGCGCCUCCACAACCCAUUAGCAAGACGACCUCAGCUGACAACCAUCGGCAGCCACUGGAACAGUCGCCGAUGCAAAACCCGCAACAAGAGGAGAAAAGCGGAUCUACUCCGGGCAAGUCGGGCUGGUUUUCUGGUCUCUUUGGACGGAUGAAAGGUGGUGGCCAGGAGAUCUACCUACCGGAUGAUUCGAACCCGUCCGUAAGCCCAACGACUUGA
Hydatigera taeniaeformis is the source of this 873-nucleotide messenger RNA. The record is from the annotation of a GenBank genome assembly. Lineage: Eukaryota; Metazoa; Platyhelminthes; Cestoda; Cyclophyllidea; Taeniidae.